Molecule: messenger RNA, 501 nt
Organism: Parnassius apollo (apollo)
Lineage: Eukaryota; Metazoa; Arthropoda; Insecta; Lepidoptera; Papilionidae
Source: the annotation of a GenBank genome assembly
AUGGAAAGUAUGUUAACUGAGCUAACCUUAGAGUCUGGCAUAGAAUUCUCUGAAUUUUUACGUAUGUCGACAUCUGACUUUGAAAUACCACUACAGGAACUCGCACCACUUAUCACCAAAAAAGAUACGAAACUCAGAAAAGCAAUUCCUACAAAGGUUUGGUUCUGUGGUGACGGAGAUGGCGAUGGAUGGAUUGAAGACUGUAAGUUUGGUUAUGUGGUGACGGAGAUGGUGAUGAAUGGAUCGGUGACUGGUAGGUUUGGUUCUGUGGUGACGGAGAUGGCGUUGGAUGGAUUGAAGACUCGUAAGUUUGGUUCUGUGGUAACGGAGAUGGUGAUGAAUGGAUCGGUGACUGGUAGGUUUGGUUCUGUGGUGACGGAGAUGGCGUUGGAUGGAUUGAAGAUUGGUAAGUUUGGUUAUGUGGUGACGGAGACGGCGAUGGAUGGAUCAGAGAUUGAUAUUGAUGUGCUCGGUCAACCCGAUCUAUCAUGCAUACUUUAA